Diachasmimorpha longicaudata is the source of this 9913-nucleotide messenger RNA. RefSeq names its product unconventional myosin-IXa-like. Lineage: Eukaryota; Metazoa; Arthropoda; Insecta; Hymenoptera; Braconidae. The record is from RefSeq and is a predicted model, not a curated record. Gene Ontology annotation, biological process: intracellular signal transduction. Gene Ontology annotation, molecular function: microfilament motor activity; ATP binding; GTPase activator activity. Gene Ontology annotation, cellular component: actin filament; myosin complex. The transcript has 8 exons. The coding region runs from base 1158 to 7775 and encodes 2205 amino acids.
GAUUCAUAAAUGAUUGUGCCAAGUCGAUCCGGUGCACCUAUGAUGACGCUCUGAUUCAAUCUAGUGUAGUUCAAUGGUUUGGAAUUGGAGGUUCAGUUUUUCGCUAUUGGGAGAGAGAGGGGGGAAAGUUAUUGGUGCUAAAUGGGGACCAUUUGUUGAGAAUGAGGGUAACACUAUCAGUUUUGGUGAUUAUUUCCUUUCGCGAUGAGUAAUCUGAUACUAUUAAGGAAUCUGGUGGUAUAGAGGAGCCUUGAAGUUGUUGAUUACUCAUUUUAAAUUGGCAAACGUGUUGCCCGUGGCACUGUGAAGAUUGGGAUUGACCAUUCGAUUGAUAAAUAGGAGCGAAUUUUCCGGAAUAUUUUGUUUUUUUUUCCUUUAAAGAUUUGUUAAUUGAAAUUUUCGAACAUCUAAGCUUUUGUAUAAUUAAUUUCUCUUUGAAUAGUCACAGAAGAACAUCAACAAAUUGACAAAAACUAAUGUUAAGGACAAGAAAUGCAUGAAAAUCUAAAAUAACAAAGUUUCAGAAACUAUUGACGACAAGUUUUAAAAAAUCUGAAGAAUACGAAGACAGUGGGGAAAGUUGAAGGAAAAAAAUUGGAAGACUAUUGGAAAUUAUAAAUAUCCUCAGCUCCACUGAAGCAACUUACUGCCUUCUGAUAAUAGAAUAUCGUUUUCAAUGGACUCACAUGAAUGCCAUGACAAUAGUUUAAACAGCAGUGAAAUCUCGACAACUCGACAUUUGUAAUUCAUUAACGACUCGAUUAAGCGGAAAAAUCAUUCAUUACACUUUUCAAAUAAAAUCCAUUAAAUAGAAACUGAUGAUCAAAACUAUGAGAUAAAUCGAGAGAUGACGUACCACUGAGAUUCAUACAUUUUUCAUUGUUAGAUGAAAUGUAUUUUGUUAUUUGCCUAAUCAAAUGGGAGAUUUAUGAAGCAAGACUUGUUAAUUAGGACUUUUAUUAGGGAUUUAUUGGAGCAAAAAACCAAAUCUAAAUUGUAUUAAAAUCAAAAUGUGUGAAGAAUGGUUGAGACAUGUGGGAGGAUGGCUUAAUGUGAGGAUAACGAAAUGGGGAGAUAAGGAUGGAGAUGGUUUUGAGUGUUCAAUGGACGACAGAGGACAGGCUUAUUAACCCUACCAUUAAAAAGGGUUGAACGACAUGGAGAUUGGUGUAUCUGGUGUCGUCCAAGUAUUCGUGGGUGAAUGGAGCCCGGAAUACGAGGCAUUGUCAAUAAAAGCAACAAAACAAACAACAUCAGCUGAAAUUGUUGAAUGUAUCAUUGAGAGAUUGGGUCUUGGAGAUGCUAAUCUCAUGAAUGGGUAUGAGUUGGCUGAAGUAGUGGGCAAUUCUGUGGGACAGGAGUGCAAGGAGAGAAGGCUUGGUCCCUCUGAGUGUCCUGUUGCGCUCAUGCUACUGUGGCCAAAAAAUUCAGCACAACAGGAGUAUUACAGGUUUUACCUCCGAAAAAAGCAGCCGGACUACCUCUGGUCGGACAGCCGCUUUCCAAUGGACCCGCAACUUCUGAAGGACUACUUCAACCGCUUCCUGUACCAGCCCCGUGACAAGGAAUAUCCCGACCUCUGUCAGCUCCCUGAUUUAAACGAACAAACUCUUCUAGACAAUCUUCGGGCGCGUUUUCUCGCUGGUAACAUCUACACUUAUGUGGGUAGCAUUCUCAUAGCCGUGAAUCCCUUUAAAUUUUAUCCCAUCUAUAAUCCAAAAUACGUAAAACUAUACCAAAACCGGAGACUGGGCCCUGACAUUCCUCCUCACAUAUUCGCGAUAGCUGAUGCUGCGUAUCACUCGAUGUUGAAGGAAAAGAAGAAUCAGUGUAUUGUAAUAAGUGGUGAAAGUGGAUCAGGAAAAACCGAAUCUACGAAUUUUUUGCUGCAUCAUUUGACAGCAUUGAGCCAGAAAGGAUCGCAUGGAAGUGGAGUAGAGCAGACGAUUCUCAGUGCAGGUCCUGUACUUGAGGCCUUUGGUAAUGCCAAGACAGCUCACAACAAUAACAGCAGUAGAUUUGGUAAAUUCAUUCAAGUCAACUAUAAGGAGAAUGGAAUGGUCCAUGGUGCUGUUGUACAGAAGUAUCUUCUCGAGAAGUCUAGGAUAGUCUCUCAAGGUAAAAAUGAGCGUAACUAUCAUGUCUUCUAUUACCUCCUCGCUGGUGCUAAUGACCAAGAGCGUCAAGUCCUACACCUUGAGUCACCCGAUCGUUACAAUUACCUAAACAAGAGCGGUUGUUACGGUCUCGAGAAUAUAGAUGAACGCCAUGAGUUUUCGAGACUGAAGCAGUCAAUGGAGAUGGUGGGAUUUACACCUGAAAAACAGAGAAGACUCUUCGCAGUCCUCUCAGCUGUAUUGCUGUUAGGAAAUGUUGAGUUUCAACCGAGAAAGUCUUAUCACCAUCACGACGAAGCUGUGGGGGUGAAGAAUCCCGAGGUGGUGGCCAUUAUUUCGGAGUUGCUUAGGGUGAAGCAGGAGACCCUUCUUGCUGCACUGACAGCCAAGAGGGCGAGAGCUUCUGGCGAGACUCUGGUGAUAAACUAUCGUUUGCCUGAAGCCAUUGCUGCCAGGGAUGCAAUGGCCAAGUGCCUUUAUGGCGCUCUAUUCGAUUGGAUUGUCCUUCAGGUCAAUCAUGCUUUGUUAUCGAAGAAGGACACACUGAGGGAUCAUCAGGGCCACAGCAUUGGAGUACUUGAUAUAUUUGGCUUCGAGGACUUCAAGACGUGCAAUAGCUUUGAACAGCUGUGCAUCAAUUAUGCUAAUGAACAGUUGCAGCAUUAUUUCAAUCAGCAUGUAUUUCAGUAUGAACAGAGGGAGUACAGGAAGCAGGGGAUCAGGUGGACUGAUAUUGGAUACAGUGAUAACUCUGGGUGUCUCAAUCUCAUCGAAGGCAAGCCCAAUGGGUUGCUUUGUCUUCUUGACGAUCAGUGUAAUUUUCCUGGUGCCACGAAUGAGACUUUGCUGCAGAAAUUUAAUUCUGUGCAUAAGGAGAAUCAGUUCUAUGAGACACCUCAAAGGAGGGAAGCAGCUUUUGUCGUCAGGCAUUAUGCUGGGGCUGUUAAGUAUCAGGCUGCCAAUAUGCGAGAGAAGAAUCUUGAUCUGAUGAGACCCGAUGGAGUAGUUGGGGUGUUGAAGAACUCGAGUUUGGCUUUUGUCAGAGAGCUGGUGGGAGCUGAUCCGGUUGCUGUCUUCAGGUGGGCCAUACUGAGGGCCUUCUUCAGGGCACAUUUUGCGUUUCAGGAGGCCGGGCGGGCACAUCGACAUGGAAGAGCUGAUGGAAACAAAAAUUCAGUGCAAAACCGAUAUAGAACGCCGAACGAGAAUUUAAUUAGCCCUCAAAAACAAAUACGUCCACCAAGUUAUCAGAAGCAGAGAAGUGUCUGUAUACCAUCAUCAACAUCAGCCACUGUCACAUUAUCACCACCACAAAUUGAAAACACCGAUAGUGUUAAUAACAACCGAUUAUCAUGGCCACAAUUUAGAAAUGUCAAUCAGACUCAACAACACAACACGACGAAUAUAUCUACGCCCAAGGGUUACGUAUUAAGAGUAAGGGAUGAGCAGCAAAAUAGUAAUUAUAGAUUCAGAAGGGAUACACAUACGCCACUCGAGAGGGUACUUCCUAAAGACGAGGCUAAUGUCAUGGAACGUGCCAAUCAGAUCGUCAUGAAGAACAAAUCAUUUCGUCCCCGUGAGCGAGGAAAGAAGGGCCUCAAGAAUCUUCAAACUGUGAAGACUCUGGCUGGACGAACCCAGAGUUAUGGGACAGGUCCUGGAAAAGCAAGGAAGCAACCUAUGACGGUAUCAGCACAGUUUCAACAGAGUCUCCACAGCCUGAUGGACACCCUGAAUCAAGCAAACCCCUUCUUCAUUCGUUGUAUCAAGUCCAACUCGAACAAAAUUCCCAACGAAUUUGAUGAGGAGACGGUUCAGCGCCAGCUCCGUUACACAGGAAUGCUGGAGACCGUGAGGAUUCGUCAAGCAGGCUUCAACGUCCGUCUGACCUACGAAGAAUUCAUUCAAUUGUAUCGAAUGCUCCUUCCACACGGUCUACUGAGCUCGCAAAACGACGUUCGCGAUUUUCUUCUUACCCUCAACCUCAACAAGGACAACUACCAACUGGGAAAAACAAAAGUCUUCCUCCGAGAGUCUGAAAAAAUAAAAUUGGAUAUCGAACUUCAUCAGCAAAUCAUCACAAGUAUCACCACUAUUCAAAAGUGGUUCCGAGCCUGUCUCGAACGUCGAAAGUUCCUCAGAAUAAAGAACGCAGUAGUACUGAUUCAGUCUUUUUGGCGGAUGGUCAUGGCCCAGAAGAUGGCUCACAAUCUAAGAACUAGAAUAGAUGCGGCAACUCACAUUCAAUCCACCUGGCGAGCUUAUAAACAGCAGACCUGGUUUAAGAAAUUUAGAAUCUCUUUGAUCCACUUUCAAGCGAGAAUUCGGGGUAACAAAUCACGAAAGGAAUUCCUAGAGCUCAAGAAACGUAAAAGAGAGUUCUGCAAAUCAGAUUUGAGGUUUGAAGACGAUUCACGAUUACUCACUCGAUUGGAGAUUCAGGGAAAUCUUGAUACGAGCAGUUCCUACUCGAAACGAAAAUUAACGACCAACAAGCGAAUUCUGAACUCUCGAACACCGGAGACAAAGACGGAGACAUUUAAGACAGAGGAGACGAGAAAGGGAAGCCUAGAGUCACUGGCUUCUUUGCGAAGUUAUGAGUCACAAAUGAGUGUCGACAGUGCGGAGAGCCACUUUUCCCAGGAGAAUUCCAACUCUAAACCCAUUCCCUCAGCUAGAACGAAACGAACGGAUCAGACUGUCGUUGUCCACAGCAUCAUGAAUAUGACCAGCAGAUCGUCAUCCGUGAGCAAGAGAACGGACAGUUCAUCCACUGGAUUCAGUGAUGGUGAUACCGAUGGGGAAACUCCUAACGUUAUUCAAAGUGCUUCGCCAAUCUUCAAUAGUCUCUCAGCAUCGAACUUAGCCUCCUUGAGUCCACGGGAAACGAAGUAUUAUAUAGGCCCUCCAAAUAGUCAUCAGACUGAAAUCUGGAGGCGAAGGGCCGAUUUUACUUAUCAGGAUCCACCUCCCCACAAGUCGCUGAUCACCAGAUCUCCAAAUAUAACUCAGUGCAAGCAUUUGACUGAGAGUCUUCUGGAGCACGCCAAGUUGGACAGAUUGAAUGAAGCCACAAACUUGAAUAUAAAAUUAGAAACCAAUGACAGGUACAACAAGAAUGAAUCCUUUGGUCCUCGAGAAGUCAGAAGACUGUCAGAAACGACUGGCGAUCGCUAUGAUACGCUUGGCUCACCAUCAAGACAUUUGCGUGAGUCCAAAGAAUACAACUAUUUGAAACGUCAGAACUCUGAGGGAGAUACAUCCUUGAAAAUCGACAUUCUAGACAAGAUCAGGGAUGAAGAUCUGAAAUUAAAGGAAAAGACUGAACCGGAUGUGCCGGUGCGCAGUGCCAGGAGGAACCGCCCAGGGAGAGAGGUACAGUGUCGAUCAAUGGGUGAAUCAGUCCCUGAAAAUAAUCCCCCUGAGGCUCGGAAUAUCUUUUUAGGGACAAUCAAGGAAUCCGAUUUGAAGACACCACAGAUAUGGUCGAAGAAGGAUGAACUGUCAUCGAGGACAGUCACUGAUUGGCCUGUCAAGUCUGAGGGCUCUUACAAACCCCAAGCUAUUGGCAAACGAGUUCGAUCUAAUGCCAUCACAACGUUGGAGCUCAGGAGACGAAACUCUGAUCCAGCUACGAAGGUCUCAGGCCUAGACGAGAAAUCAUCAGAUUCGUCGAAUGAUCUGAAACUGGCUCCUGGUAUGAACUUGCUGGAGUGGAAAAGCAAUAAUUUGUUCACCCUGGCUGGCCACCGGUUCAGAAAAAUAGCUAGGUUUACGAAGGAAGAUGUCUGUGUUUGUUGUCACGAGAAAAUGGACGCGUUUGUCACCCAGGGAUACAAAUGCAAUGACUGCAAACAACUUUAUCACGUCAAGUGUAUUCAAAAUGGUGGAGUUCUGAAGAUGCCUUGUCCCCUGGCGAAUACCCCCAGCAGAAGAAAAAACAGAAAGCCCAUGAGAACUCCCUACGAAGCUGUCAAGCAAACAGUUCAAUCCAAGUUCAGUUUAACUGGUACAUCAGCUUUCUCGGACAGCACUGACAAAAUCAUCUCCGACGCCAAGGAGCUAGCACUCAUGCAGGACUUCAUAACAAAGAAAAUUUAUGCGAUGGAGGUGCAGGAGGAAGGAAAAAAACCGAGUGAGGUUGAUCGGGUGUUCAAGCAAGCUCUCAGGAAAUUCAAGGACGAUCUCGUCAUCACUUAUAGUUUGGCUAUUCAGCAGGGGGUCGAAGGUAACAUCAAGUACACCGAUCUCAUUGCAAACUUCCUUCAUGUCAUGGAGACUGUCUGCAAGCAGGAGAACACUAGGGAGGAUUUCCCGGUAACAAUGGGAGUUAAUGCUUUCAGAGGUUUUAUGAAUGAGUUCAUGACACUAGUCAAGACGGAAGCGCCGGAGAAGGCGAGCAAGAGCAAACGGAAAAAAGAGAAAAAACGAAAGCAGGAAGAACCAAUCAGACAUGGUAAUCACAUGUUCCAAUUGACAAUCAUCAACAUUCCAACGGCUUGCGAGGUCUGUACAUCGUUCUUCAUGUGGCCCAUAGAGAGAGGUCUGGUCUGUCAGAAUUGCAAGCUCACUUGUCACAAAAAAUGCUACACCAGGGCUGUCGCUGAGUGCGGCAAGGACGGAAUCAAUGAUAGUAAUUGUCGAAAAGUUUUCAAUGUUCCUCUGUACAAGCUCGAUUGUGGAGAUGGAAAGGUGCCCCUUGUGGUCGACAGACUCAUCACAACUAUUGAGAUGCAUGGUUUGUAUACAGAAGGGCUUUAUAGGAAGAGCGGUGUUAGCUCCAAGGUGCGAGAGCUCAAGGUGAAGAUGGAUGAGGGAGAUCUGGAAAAGGUGGACUUUGAAAAUUACCAGGUGCAUGUCUUGGCGGCAGUUCUGAAGAGCUUCUUCAGGGACAUGCCUGAACCCUUAAUGACAUUCGAAUAUUAUGAUGAUUUUCUCCAUGCUGCUAAUCUCACUGAUCCUCACGAUAGAAUUAGCACUUUGUUCGCGAUAUUGAAGAAACUUCCGAAGCCCAAUUUUGAUCUUAUGGAGAGGCUGAUUGUUCAUUUAGCCAGGGUUGCUUUGCACGAGGUUGAUAACAGAAUGUCACCUUCUGCUCUGGCUAUUGUUUUUGCUCCUUGUAUUUUGAGAACCAAUCGGGUACUUCCUGCCCAGGAUUCUCUUCAGGAUGUUGGUAGGCAGACCAAGUGCAUUGAGACUAUUGUUCAGGAGAAGCUGAGGUUUGUUAAGACAACGCUUGCUGAUAUCAGUACUUUGGAAUCCGCGUGCCAUGCGGCGACGAAUAGAUUAUCCAGUUUGAGGUCUUCCAAGAUAUUUAGUCCUGAGGAACUCAAUGUAGGGAGCACCACAUUGGGAAGGUGUACCAAUGAGGGGGGUGGGGAUAGGGGGGAUGAAGAGGAGGCACUCUUAGUGGGGCACAUUCAGACGAUUCAGAAGGAGAAGGCUCUGUUGACGUCGACCCUACCGAGCUUGACGAGGGCCUCUUCCGAUGAUGAUUUGCUGCUGUCAGCGACAGACCUCGAUGAUGGAUCGCUUGAUGAUCUGCUGCCUACUUCUGCUGAUGCUUUGGCUCGAAAAAAGGCGGUUCAUCGACAGAGUUCCACCGACAACUCCUUCCCAACUAUAAUUAACGUGGAUGAGGACAUGGUGAUGGUAUGACCUGUCAGAGGAUCCCAUGAAAUUUCUGUCAGUCCGUGCCUCAAACAGAAUACUUUUUCCAUGUGAAUCACCCAUGCAAUGCCGAAUGUAUGUAAAUGUGUACGUGUAUCUGUACGAAGACCUUUGGGAUACUUCCUCGCACUGAAAAAUUGUCUCAGCAAUUCCACCAAUUUUUCACGACAAUUAUAUAAUGAUUCAGCUCUGUGUGGAGGGACAAAAAGAGUUAUCGGUUUUCGAUACAUUGAAUAUAUUCUCUUUUUAUUCACAAGUGAAUUUUCUUCUCAAUCAUUAUACUGAUGAAUAAUUUGAGUAAAAAGAAAGUUUAUUCUCACGUCGUUAACCAAAAUUUUAACGCAACAAUAACAAUUAUAUUAUUUAUUUGAAUGAUUAAUUAAUGGUAAUUCAUAGAUUAUUAUUUUCUCUUCUGGUAUAUUUAAGAUCACUCUCAUGACUUGGCCCAUUGAAUUAUCAUAAUUUAACGUUCAGGCUCAUGCAUUCCCAAUCGAGAACUGUUAAAUGUCAGUCUUCGAUUUUAUAUUUUUCUUCAAUUUUAAAUCUUUGAUUUUAUAUCAAGAUCUCGAUGUAUCGGAUUUAUUCCAGCAAAAAAUUGUCUCACGUUUUUUUAGUUCAUAUUACUAGUUUUUCCGCCUUAUUCGAGGGCAAGCGACACGUGAUUUUAUGAAUUAAUUCUCUCAUUUUUUUUUAUUGAAACAGAUAAAUAUUGAAAGAAGGAAUUUAAGGGGAUUAUAAAGUGGUGCCGUCUUAGGCACUGGAAAGUUAUUUUUGUUACUCGCCUACUGAUCGACUGAUCGUAUAUUUCGUUAGGAAUAUAAAUGUGUGAAUACGAAGUGCUUAAUGGAGAUGGGAUGAUUUAAUAAUAAUAGAACUGACAGCGAGCAAAAUUUGGGGAAUAGAUUGGCUUCAACAGCCCGAAAAAUCUUUGCACUGAAACGACUCGACCUCUCUGACUUCCUUAUCGAGAUAAAAAUGAUGAUUGAACUCAAAUUAUGAAAAAAAAACUACGAUAAAAACCAAAAUUUAGCCUGUACAUAUUUAACAAAACUAUUACCGAUAAUUAAUCUGUUAUUAUUGUUACGUUUAUCAAAUACGUUACCAAGAUUAUAUUUUUUGCUGGUAAUAUCGUUUUAGGUAUUAAAAUGAAACUAAAAUUAAUUCGAUAUUCCUAAUGAAAGCAAUCGUGCGCCAAUUUCACUUGUACGAAAUAUCGUUCUCCACUAUCAAAGAUGAUGAUUAUAUUGCAAAUUCUGUUUUUUUUAAACUUAAGCAAAAAGAGGGGAAAUGAAUCUUGAAUAGUAGAGUUAGAUACACGUAAUGUGUACAGAAGAAAAGGAAGAAACAUUUUAAUUGCAUUUAAUUCAACCCUGUGUCUGAGAGAUUUAAAUAGAUAAAGUAAUGAAUUAUAAUAAGUCGACGAUGAACGCAUGACGUUCGAAAUUCGCCACAUGAUGGAAGAAAAAAAAAUGAUUGAAAAAGAAUACAAUACACGACACGUAAAGUUAGAGAGAAAAGAGGAUAAAAUAUUAAUUAAUAAUAACAUUAUUUUGUUUACUGUAAAUCUGUCCCAAUAUAACGAUUAAUAACUACCCAGUGCUAUUUAUAGUUAAUCGAACAAAUUAGUGGUGUACAAAUGAUGAUAAAACAUUAAUAAUAAUUUACCAAUGUAUGUUAACAAAACGUUUAUGGAGAGGCGCUUUGAUACAUCUUUUAUUCUCUUCGAGCGGGUUUAUGUAUAUUCUCCUGCGAAUUCGACUGACACUGUAUACAAAUAAUUUUUUUUGUUCAUACUGCCAUCGAUUCGUAUUGAUUAUUAUUAUUUUCUAUUCGCUUAUUCCUUUUUUCUCUUUAUUAUCGAUUUAUUCAUUACGAAAACAGGGAUUAAAUAAUUUCGAUAUUCAUCUGAUAAUAAUUCACGCGUUGAUAAACAAUAUAAUGCGUAUUUAUAUAUUUUUUACAUUUUUCCUUAUAUAUAAAUCACUUUUUUUUUUAUUUAGUGUGAAUAGUCAAUCGACCAGAGUCGACUGAAAAUAAUGGAUUUUAUGCUCUUUUUUAAUCGGCCAAUGUUUUAAGUCGUUUCUAUUGAUUUUAGAGAUUAAUAAAAUGUCAAAUCAAUUACAAAA